Messenger RNA from Diceros bicornis minor, 5200 nucleotides. It is a transcript of the gene FAM114A1, whose product is annotated as family with sequence similarity 114 member A1. Bases 66 to 1763 code for a protein of 565 amino acids. Lineage: Eukaryota; Metazoa; Chordata; Mammalia; Perissodactyla; Rhinocerotidae. The record is from RefSeq and is a predicted model, not a curated record. The transcript is spliced from 14 exons.
AGUUCUGGUGGUCAGAAGUCCAAAAUCAGUUUCAUUUUGGCUAAAGUCAAGCUGGUGAUAUUAAAAUGUCUGACAAUGCUGGUGACACCCUAGCCACUGGAGACAAAGCAGAAAUUACAGAGAUGCCCAAUAGUGAUUCUUUACCCAAAGAUGCAGAAGUGCACUGUGAUUCAGCUACAAUUUCAAACGAGCCAACACCAGCUGACCCCAGAGGAGAGGAGCAUGAAGAUGCAACCAUUCAAGGAGCAGAGACUGCUGACAUUAGGCAUCCUGAGCAGCCCAAAGAGACCAGUGCCAUGGAGCCCCCCCUCAAUGGAGAAGUGACUGAGGAUGUGCUUGCCAAAUGUAUUGACUCCGUCAACCUCGAGGCAGAAUCCGGAUCCGAAAUACCUCUGAAAGAACAGAAUAAUCCGGCUGUGGAUUCCCCUCCACAUGGAGGGGGAUGGGCCGGCUGGGGCUCCUGGGGCAAAUCUCUGCUCUCAUCAGCAUCUGCCACAGUAGGACAUGGGAUAACAGCAGUCAAGGAAAAAGCAGGGGCCACCCUACGGAUUCAUAGUGUAAAUGCCAGCUCUUCCGAAGGGGCCCAACCUGAUACCGAAAAUGGAGUCCCUCAAAUAGCAGAUGCGGCCACAGAUCAGAGUCCCGCAGAAAGCCCACCCACGUCUCCUGCGUCAGGGUCUCGGGGCAUGCUGUCAGCCAUCACCAAUGUGGUUCAAAACACAGGUAAAAGCGUCUUAACGGGUGGUCUUGAUGCUCUGGAAUUCAUAGGCAAGAAAACCAUGAAUGUCCUUGCAGAAAGUGACCCAGGCUUUAAGCGGACCAAGACACUCAUGGAGAGAACCGUUUCCUUAUCUCAGAUGUUAAGGGAAGCCAAAGAGAAAGAGAAGCAGAGACUGGCUCAGCACCUCACGGCUGAGAGGACCGCACACUACGGGAUGCUGUUUGAUGAGUAUCAAGGUUUGUCACACCUGGAAGCCUUGGAAAUUUUAUCCAAUGAAAGUGAGAGCAAGGUUCAGUCAUUUUUAGCAACCCUUCAUGGAGAGAAGCUGGAACUCUUAAAAAAUGACCUAAUUUCCAUUAAAGACAUCUUUGCAGCCAAAGAAUUAGAGAAUGAAGAGAAUCAAGAAGAACAAGGUAAAGGCUUAGAAGAAAAGGGAGAAGAAUUUGCUAGCAUGCUCACAGAGCUUCUCUUUGAAUUACAUGUCGCGGCCACGCCUGACAAACUCAAUAAGGCGAUGAAAAAAGCUUAUGACUGGGUGGAAGAAGAUCAAACCAUGGUGUCGGUAGAUGUGGCAGAAGAAUCAGAGGAGAAAACUAAGAAUGAAGAAAAGGAAGAGAAACCUGAAAACCCCAAAGAACACAGAAAGGAAGAAAGGAGAACAAAGACAGUUGAGGAAAUCUACAUGCUGUCCAUUGAAAGUCUGGCAGAAGUAACAGCACGCUGUAUUGAGCAGCUUCAUAAAGUAGCAGAAUUAAUUCUUCAUGGGCAAGAAGAGGAAAAACCAGCUCAGGAUCAAGCAAAAGUUCUGAUAAAAUUAACUACUGCAAUGUGCAAGGAAGUGGCCUCCUUAUCAAAGAAGUUUACGAAUUCUUUAACCACUAUUGGGAGCAACAAGAAGGCGGAGGUCCUUAACCCCAUGAUCAAUAGUGUAUUGUUAGAGGGCUGCAAUAGCACGGCAUACGUACAGGACGCCUUCCAGCUGCUGCUGCCCGUUCUCCAGGUUUCACAUAUCCAGACCAGUUGUUCAAAAGCACAGCCGUGACCUGGCCAGACUCCAUCUAAUUAAAGGAAAUGGCAGGCCACAAUGCUAUGAUAUAUAUACCAUUCAAGGGGAUGUUUUCUAUGCAUCUGACCGCAGAUGCCCGUUUGAAGACACUACAAGCAAUUUUGCACAGACAGUAUUGAGAAUGCAAGUUUAAAGAGAGUAUCAUUUCUCUUAAUGUAUAUGGUUGUUUUUAGAAGUAAUUGUAUUUUCUUUAUGUUAAUUUAAACUUACAUGGCUUUGUAUUGAUAAUUUCCCUUAAACUGAAGUUCAUUCACAAAUAUUCAUUUCCAUUUUCCUGGUCAAGUAUGCUAUAUUUAGAAAUAUAUGGGCAGACCGUAAACUUUUUUCAAUCGUUUAAAUUUCCCAUUCUUACAGUAUUACUUUAAAUCAGUUCUUUUGCUGAACUUAGUUUUGUUACAUGAACGUCGUGGGCAAAGAUAACACUACUUAUAGAUUUUACCUAUUAUGGUAAAAGAGAAACAUAAGUACCUCUUUAUAGCCAUUCAUUCUCUAAACAAGCAUUUAUUGAGCUCCUACUGUGUGCUCACAAUAGAGGAAUGUGAUCUCAUCCCAGUAGAGAUAGAUGUUCUGAAAGAAGUUUAUAAUAAUUCUUAAAAUGCUUUAAAAUACUAAUAAAUUUUCUAAACCUUAAAAAAUUUGAAGAACAAGGUAAACUAGUGGUUUUUAAAAUGUUCUACCCUCCGAUUUAUUGUAUUUUCCCACACUCCUUGAACUUUUUUAUCCCAAACUUUAUACAUGGGGUGAAAGUAUAUAUGAAAAGGGAUACUAAAGAGUAUUUAGCUUAAAAUUGGCUUCUUAUGACCAUAAGUAUAUAAUAGCAUAAUUACAAAGCUUGGGAGUAUUCAAAUAAAAAAUUAAAGGGAUUUCAACACAGUAGACACUCAGGACUGCAUUUUUAAGUCUAGUACAGUUGAGUCAAGCUGUUCCGGGAAUACACAGAUCACUCUCACUGGUGGUAAAUACCGUCAUUGCUUCUAAAGACAGAAAAUACUAAUGUGUGGGUUGGCAAACUGUUAUAUUGAUCGAUGAGAGGCUGCACAGAAGACCCUGCAGCCAAAAGAGGCAUUGUCAAUGGGGACUCCCACUCCUGAGCUCCAUAUGUUCAUUCCGGGUGGGGGUUCUGUAUAAUGCUCCUAUUUCAGAGCCUCAUUGACAUCCUUACAGGCAUUGUCACAAGACGUCUUGUCCAGUGGCUCUCUCUAGGGCAGAUGAAGCCUCUGGUUUUGCAAGGGUGAAAAUCCCUCAUUCACAUUCGCUUUUAUUCUCCUAAUAGAGUAGACUGCCUUUGUUCCAUGCAGGCAAAGUCGGGAUAUUUUAAUAUCCUACGACUUACUAACAUUUCAUUUGUCUAUGUCCUGUAUUUCAUUUGUGUAGUUUUUGAAACAGCCAAAUAGAAAACAUAAGAACAAUUUAUUUACAAUCUAGAAAAAAAAUUCUCUGAGGAAUCAAAGAUGCUUUUUUUUCUACUUGCUUUUUGAUUGCCUGAAAUGUUUCCAUUAGUAAGUCUAGAGAACAAUUAUAACUGAUGAAAAUGUUGCAUUUGCCUCUUCAUAAAUUUUAGACUUUUUAUGUAUAGAGCAGAGAAAAGGACUUAGAUUUACAAUUUCUUCACAUCAGACUUUUUAGCAUCAGAUGGAUUUAUAGACAUUAACUGCAAAUGUAAAAGAAACAGUUUCAAAGGAGCUAGAUUCCCGGAAUUAGACUUUAAGCCUAACUGUACCCAUGUAAUGCAUAGCAAAAUUUUAAUCAUAAAAUAAAAUAGAAAUCUGUAAAAGAAUAAGAGAGAGAAUUAUUCUUUAAAAAGUAGUUGACAUUAUUUACAUUGUAUUUACAUAUCUUUUAACGAUAGAAUAUCAAAGGUUGCCAGGUGGAAAUGUAGGCUGAGAGAUGAUUCCUGGCGCCUAACUCCACGGUCUGAAUUACGUUAUUUAAGAGAGAAUAAUCACUUAAAAUAUAUCCAUGCUCCAGGGUUGCUGUCUUUCAAUACUGUUUUUCACCGUCACUUUUAAAUAAUUGCUUCUUUGCUUUGCUUUAAAACCUGGCAAAGCACAGGAUCCAGAUCUGGGCAAAUGUCAGUCAGUUGCUGAAUGAAUGAUUUAGCAGGCUUACUUUGGAAGUUUUCUAUUCCUUCAAUAAUCCUUUACAUAAAUUGGGUUCAUUUCACUCUAUGCAAUUACCCUGAUCAAGUGUGCCAGUUUUUUUCUUACAUCAAGUGCAAAAUAAGUUCUGGUCUAAAUAAUGAAUGUAAUCCUGUGCCUGUGCCAUAUUAAAUAAAAAGCAUCAAAAGCGUAUUUCAAAUUCAAAGCAAAACACAUCCAAGAAAAAUUGCUUUGGGUUAUUGAUACAUGCAUACAGUGCCAAAGGGUGAAAUUGAGUCCCAGAUCUUAAAGCAGAGGCCUAAGCUUAAAUAUUCUGUCCCACUGAGAACAGAAGUCUCUCUUUCUCUGGAUCUCACACUGGGCUGCACAUCAAGCUUAUGAUUAGAUGAGUAGUGUGACUGGUGAGGCAGUGGCAAGACUGAGCUGGGAUACGCAGCAUCUCAGCAACACCAACCAAGGAACGAUGGAAACUGGGAACUACAGACCUCAAAGGGGAUGAAAGAAGCACCAGCCUUGGGUGGGCUAAAGAAAAGUGCUAAAUAUAGGGUAGAGGUCUGAACUCAGAAAUGAGAGCAGUACUAGCGCUUUGUGGAAGUCAGCUGCCCCGGAGUGCUUGUAUAUCUGGGAAGUCACACUUCUGCACAGGUCAGCCAUACCGCAUGUAAGUUAGAAGCCAAAGCAGACAGAUUCCAAUCAUAACCAUCCCACAGGUCCAGGACAUAACAUCUCAGGGAAGUAAAUUUAGCAAAAAUGUGAAAUAAACAUAUCUCUCUUCUUUCCUAAAAAACAAAAACAAAAAUAUAUGUAGUACAUAUAUUUGUAUAUACAUAUAUACUAUAUAUAUGAGCGUAUGCUGAACAGAUGGAGUAGGUCAUAAUACAUGACUUCAAUCUGCAUUUAAUUUUAUAAAAGCAAUUACUCUUGAGGGCCAAGCUAAUUUUUGUAAUGUAAAAACUGCCUUUUGAUCUUGCUCUUAAGCGUGCCCUACAUUCUGAUAUUCAGAUCCAGGCUUCAACUUGGUUUCUUAAAUUAUUGUGUUUGUAAAGGCACGUUGGAAGAGGUUGUACUGAAAAUCCAUCUUAGAACUGCAAUUUUGCUGUGGUUUUGUAGUUGAUUAAAAUUCCAAAAGCCAUAGGAUUGGAUUCAGACCAGCCAUUCUUCUCUUAAAAGGAAAAUAAUCACGUCAUUAACCACGUGUCUUAUUUUUCUAGAUAACUCAUAACCUGUUCAGGUUUCUGUUCGUUUUCUAGAUAUUCACCUAUAAUAGAUGCUCCGCUUCAAUAUCUGCUAUUAAACAGAUCUGAGGAAAGUUAC